This is a messenger RNA of Podarcis muralis (Common wall lizard), 2123 nucleotides long. The record is from RefSeq and is a predicted model, not a curated record. Lineage: Eukaryota; Metazoa; Chordata; Lepidosauria; Squamata; Lacertidae.
UAGAGUUGCACGAGGGAGGGAGGCGGGCUUGUGAAAGCCAGGAAGGGUUUUUCCUCCCUGGUUAGGGGGUGGGCCUUGGUUUUGAAUUUCUUUUGCAGCUGGCAUAAAAGGAGGAGGAAAGAAGGAGAGGAGAAGACAGGAGGACAGUGUGCUAGACUGGGGCAUGGAGGCGGAGAGGCAGGGAAUUGCUGGAGGAGAAAAAAAGACUUUCUUCUGCAAUCGCUCUGCCUCCUCUGGGUAGCAGCCGGGGGUCUCUCUGCUGCUGAUUUCCCCGUUCCAGAAGAAGCAAACUCUUUGAGCAAGCUGGGUCAAAGGGGAGAAGCUCCUCGCGCCGGUUUUGGGACCGCCAAUAUCUCCUCCUCUUCCGUCCUAGUUCCCUGCUGAACAUUUUGAUCCUCGGAAAUCAUCCCUGUGGAGAUCAGGAAGGGAUGAAAAUGGAGGAGCAAGAAUCGGCAGCCGAGAGGUCGCAGGGGGCAGGGAAAGCCCCCCAGCUCGUCCCGGCCACAAGUAUCGGGGAGUCUCUGUGUCGGACAGUUGCGCAGCCAAAGGUCGAGGAGGAACCUGGCAAAGGUCUUCUCUGGGAGGCCCAGUGGCAGGAGUUCCUGAAGACGAUGGAGUCUCCUCUGCCCGGAUCGGGCGCCCCAUAUCUGCACGGCGAGGUGGCCCCAUGGGACGAUGCCAAGGGCUUUCUGGCCUCCUUCGAGCGGGUGGCCGAGGCCUGCCAGUGGCCCAAGGGAGAGUGGGUGGCCAGGCUGCUGCCAGCCCUCCGAGGAGGGGCCGAGCGGGCCUUUGGCAGCCUGGAGGCCAGCGACAGAGAGGAUUAUGGGAAAGUGAAGGCGGCCAUCUUGCGCGGGGACACCACCACUCAGGAGAAGCAGCGGCAGCACUUCCGCCACUUCUGCUACCAGGAGGCCGAGGGGCCGAGAGAGGCCUAUGGCCGCCUCCAGGAGCUCUGCCGUGGGUGGUUAAAAGUGGACCGGCAUACCAAGGAGCAGAUCCUGGAGCUGCUGAUCCUGGAGCAGUUCCUGGCUAUUCUGCCGCCCGAGGUCCAGGGCUGGGUCAGGGAGGCUGGGCCCGAGAGCUGCUCCCAGGCAGUGGCCCUGGCCGAGGAAUGCCUCCAGGCGCAACGGGAAGCUGAGGGGCAGGAGCAGCCGGUGGGAUUUGAGGAGGCCGCCGCAGAUGUCUCUGAGGAAGGCCGGGUGCCGUCCGAUGUCAAACAGAGGCCCCUAUACGUGGAGGCCAAGCAGGAAGAUGCAAGCGAGGCCCAACUGGCAGCAGGUAAAAGGUGGGUGGGCAUACCUGAGGGAGAGAGAUACACACCUGGAGAUGGUGACGGGUUUUCCGGAGGGAGAGCAGAGGAGGAGAACUUUUCCUCGUGUAGUGAACAAGAAAAUGCCCCUGAGAGUCAUGAAUGGCGAAGUCAAGGCCAUGAAGCAGAAGGAACACUCGAGUCUAGUUCCUGCGAGGGUGAUGGCAAGGACUUCAGCGAAACCAUGGAGCAGAAGAAAGUCUGCGCUGGCAAGAGGCAAAACACAUUUCGUGGGAAAAGCUUCGGCCAAAGUCCAGGCCUCCUAGUCAACCAAAGAGCCCGUGUAGGAGGAAAACCGCAGAACAAAUGUUUGAUUUGCGGGAAGUCCUUCCUUUACAGCUCCGACCUCGUCAUCCACCACGGAAUCCACACCGGCGAGCGGCCCUACGAAUGUCCCGACUGCGACAAGAGAUUCAGCCGAGGCUCCGACCGCAACCGCCACCAGAGGAUCCACACGCAGGAAAAACUGUACAAGUGCCUGGCCUGCGGGAAAUGCUUCCUCUAUAGCUCGGACCUCGUCAUUCAUCAGAGAAUCCACACCGGGGAAAGGCCCUACGAGUGCCUGGACUGCGGGAAAAGAUUCAGUUGCAGCUCGGACCGCAACCACCACCAAAGGAUCCACACCGGGGAGAAACCGUACGACUGCAUGGACUGUGGGAAAAGGUUCAGUCAGAACGUUCACCUCAAGAGGCACCGAAGGACCCAUGUGGGAGAGAAAUCGUACCAGCGCCCAGAAUACGGGGAAAGUCUGAGCGUGAGCUGAGGAAUGAAAACCAUGUUCCCGGUUACUAUGAUGUAGUUCAGUGUUUUCAAC